Zasmidium cellare ATCC 36951 is the source of this 1101-nucleotide messenger RNA. RefSeq lists its product as uncharacterized. Gene Ontology annotation, molecular function: oxidoreductase activity, acting on paired donors, with incorporation or reduction of molecular oxygen; heme binding; monooxygenase activity. NCBI's taxonomy places the organism in Eukaryota, Fungi, Ascomycota, Dothideomycetes, Mycosphaerellales, Mycosphaerellaceae. The transcript is spliced from 5 exons. Bases 1 to 1101 code for a protein of 366 amino acids. The record is from RefSeq and is a predicted model, not a curated record.
AUGGCGAACGAGCUUGUCAUCUAUACGUGCUUAGCAUUAGCCACGAUCGCAUGCGUGAGACUGGUUUACACUUAUGCCUACAAUGUCUACCUCCAUCCGCUUCGCGAGGUGCCAGGUCCGUUUUGGGCGAAGGUCAUAACCAACUAUAUAUCCCAUGGAAGUGGUUGCAGGGCUCAGAACCUCCUUCGACUACACAAGGCAUUCGGCUACUACGUGCGCAUCGGGCCCAACGAAGUGUCAAUCGCAGAUCCCGACCUAUAUCGGACUAUCUACAGCCAAACCACAAGUAUCAAGCCAGAUACUUUCUACCAGGCCGCGAAAAUGAACCAUGAGCACAUUUUCAGUCUGAGCAUCGAGAAUGCCAACAAUUACCUAGCUGGACCUUUCGUGUAUGGGAAGGACAACUAUCUCGGGAGGGGUCUCACCAAUGACGAAGCGCUGGAAGAAGCAAUGGGCUUGGCCUUCGCUGGUAGUGGUACCACAGCCACGACCAUUCUGUACAUCAUUUACCAGCUGUCACAUUCCGAGAAUAGAGGCAUCCAACUGAAGUUACGACAAGAGCUACAACGAGCACCAUUACGACUGAUUGAGCUUCGAAACCUUGUCUACUUGAAUGCCAUCAUCAAUGAAGGCAUGCGGUUGCACCCGGCCAUCGUGGGAAGCUUGCCUCGAACAUUGUUGGAGAGUCUGGAAAUCACGUUGGGUACUGGUCUUCGUGUCAUCUUGCCCCCGGGUACGACGGUGUGUAUGCAGAAUUACGUACACCAGCAGGAUGCAUUGGCAUAUCCUGAUCCGGAUGAGUUUCGUCCAGAGCGAUGGCUGGAGCAACCAUCCUCAAGCAAGGCCUCGCAAGCGUUUACUCCUUUCAGCACUGGAUCAAGAAACUGUAUCGGACAGAGCCUUGCUAAAGCGGAGAUUUUACUAGCUGUGGGAUGCAUAUUUCGCCAGUUGGACUUCCAGCUUUCUGGAGAGACCACUCCAGGCGACAUGGAGAUGUUAGAUUUAUUUGCAGCUGACAUUUCGGGCAAGAAGUUGGUCGUUGAGGUGACCAAACCUGGGAUUGAAACGGCAUCUGGCAACGCCAAGGUAGAAUUUCCAUAG